Molecule: messenger RNA, 1315 nt
Organism: Phlebotomus papatasi
Lineage: Eukaryota; Metazoa; Arthropoda; Insecta; Diptera; Psychodidae
Product: acetylgalactosaminyl-O-glycosyl-glycoprotein beta-1,3-N-acetylglucosaminyltransferase-like
Exons: 2
Coding region: 120-1037 (305 amino acids)
Cellular component (GO): membrane
Molecular function (GO): hexosyltransferase activity
Source: RefSeq, a predicted model, not a curated record
AUCACAGAAUUGAUAAGUUAAAACUUAGACACAAGGUUUUUUUAUGAUUGAAUUUGUUUCCCUUUUUGUUGUUGUCAUUUUGUUGUUGGUGAUGUUGCAUCGGUGAAUUUUGUCACAAGAUGAAAAAGGCGUUGAAACGUCUUAUUGUUGGUGUGGUGGCGCUAGUUUUGAUUAUUUGUAUCUGGCAGCAUCAUCAAACGGUCAAAAUAUCAUCCAAAUAUCUCCUAAAUAUUACAAAUUUUCGCUAUAUUAUUGAUCAGAAAUCGUGUCAAAGACUCAAAAUCCAUCCAUUGGCACUUAUUGUUGUCCAUUCGGCACCGGGAAAUGCCCAAAAGAGACGUGUUAUCCGUGAAACUUGGGGAUCUUUUACUGGUGAUACGAUGAGGGUUAUUUUUCUCCUUGGUACUACACAUCCCACUCAACAGAUGGCACUGCAGGAUGAAGCAAGAUUGCACGGGGAUUUGUUGCAAGGAAACUUUAUCGAUGACUAUAGAAAUCUCACUUAUAAGCACACAAUGGGUCUCCUUUGGAGUUCACGGGAAUGUCCAGAAGCGGAAUUUGUCAUUAAGGUAGAUGAUGAUGUAUUUGUCAACAGUCCGGCUCUACUGGGAUUUUUAGCUGGGACACCAAUUAGAGAUAUUCAAUGUACACACCUAUUGAGUAAUCCUGUUAUACGAAAUGUCAAUUCACCUUGGUACGUCAGUCCAGAGGAAUUCGCCAAUGCCACUUAUCCACGAUAUUGUUCAGGAUGUGGCAUAAUCUAUCCCAGAAAUGUCAUUGGUAGCCUUCUGCGUGCUGUCAAUCGAUUAAAAUUCUUCUGGAUUGAUGAUGUAUUUGUGAGUGGAAUUGCACGUGAGAUGGCAGGUGUUGCUAUCAAUGAAAUUGACAAUAAAGUACUGCAGACGCCUCUAGCGGAAGAAAUUGCAAGUGGAAAUGCCAAUGAUAGUCUACUCGAUCAAUUUCUCUAUUCAAAUGAAGUGGCCGAACGUGUUUUGAGGACUCUCUGGCAUAAAAGUCAAUUGAGAACUCUCAAUUAAUUAGAAAGCUACGUAAGAAAAAUGUUACAGUUCAGCGUUCAUGGUGGACACUAGUGGAACUAAUAGCUAAAUUUUUAGCUGCCACUACCCAGCGAGCACCAAAUGCUAAGCGAUUUCAAUUCAGCUGAAAAAAUAUAGAUUUACAGCUGAGUUCUGCUAACCUUGAAGUGCAUAGUAAAAAUUGUGUAAAAUUUUACUACCAUUAUAGAGUUAAAUUGACCAUUUUAAUUAUUUAAUUUUAAAAAUGUUUAAAAAAUACAAAACAUUCUGGUAAUUUA